GUCAUAUUUGUCAAUAUUUUGGUGUGUUUUAUAGGUUGGAAUUCCCAUUUCUUCAAAUUUAGUUUGCUUAAAUUUUAUCUUUUAUUCGAGAUAUGGAAAAUUGAAAACACAAUUAUGAUUUUAUAGAUUAUCGUAACAUUUAAAUCUAAAAAUUAUGGCUGUGCCGUACGUAUUACAAAUACAAGAGGACGUUAAAAAUGUGCAUAUAACAACUUUAAAUGAUCGCUUAGAAGAUGAAACUACCCAAAUAACAUAUUUACCACAAAUAAAAGAGGAGUUACAUAAUAUGCAUUUAACUGAUAAAACAACUUGCAUUACUUACCUACCAAAUGUUAGCACUGAUUUACAAAUACCAAUGCCACUUCUGACUCCUUUAAAAGUGAAUGGUCAAAAUAUUGUGAAAUUUCAAAUACAAAAUAGUGCAGAAUCUCACCGUAACUACGUAUAUCAAGUUGUUAAUCCAAAGCAAUUGAACCCACAGCCGAUAGAAAAAUUGAAAAAAGGUAGAAAGAAGAAGAAAAUUGAAGAACCGCAAGAACAGAAAAAAGAACCGGCAAAAGUUCUGAAACCUGCUACCAGGACUAGAUCUGGUAGAGUUGUGAGAUUUCCAAAACACAUAGAAAAGGACUUUAAAAAAGUAGAAAUCAAAGAAUCCAAAAAGAGCAAUCUUGAAGGCGACGUCGAAAUCGAAACGUCGGAUUUUACACAGUUUAAAGAAGAACCAGUGACGAAAUGUACCAACAUGCAACAAUUGGACGUCCAUCAACGUCCCAGGAGAAUAGCGGCUCAAUACCGUUGCCCGAAGUGUUUGAAAGCUUAUAUGGGCAAAACGAAAAUGAUACAACACAUAAAAAAAUAUCCCGAUCACGGACCGUUGCCGCAAAAAGAAAACAGUAGCGUUAAUUUCGAGGUGUGGAAUUACUUAGUGGAUAUUACUCAAAAAUGUUCGACAGCACAGCGGGGUAUCAAAUUUUGUGAAGAGUUAACCAAUUUGCUGCAUAACGUUUUAUUAUUAACCAGUGCUCUUUUUAAAAAAGUGGAAGAGAACAAAAAUUUCGUCGAAGUAGACAAAGUUUUAGGAAACGCUAUUGGCUUAACUCCUGGAUUCUACACUUUCAAUGACAGUGAAUUAUAUAAAGACGUGACUGUUUUAAAGCUAAUCACUACUACGGACUUUUUCAAACCAGUACAUUUAUCGAAUACAGGUAAAGAUAAAAUCGAAAGUUCAGUAGUGGAGACACAAACUAGUGCUGUGAAAAAGGAAAUCAACAUACACAGUGAAACGAAAAAUAAUGUGUACUUCAAUUCCCAGGAGGAUUUAAGAAAAUCCCCCGCGCCUCGUAUUAAUUUAGACUUGGAAGAUAUGAAAGAGAAAAUAAUUCCCAUGGAAUCAGAUCCGGCGCCUACGGGGGAUAAAGCGACAAAAGAUGGCGUGGAUAAUAUAUCGAAAAGUUUGGAAGACGUUUACUUUACGGCCGAGGACGAUUUGAGGAAACCACAGACUUUUUGUAUACCGGAAAUGGAACAUAAAAUUAAUACUAAUUUAGAAGAUAAAGACGAAAUAACUCAAAUCGAUUCCGAAUUAUUGUCCGAUCAUUCUCUGUUGCAUUUGUCGAAUAUUCGGAGUACCGUUGAUGAUUUAAUGCUAACUACUGUCGAUCCCGGCGGGACUCUUCUGGAUAAUUUGACUAAUUCCGAUGAAGUCAUGAAUGUCGAUCAAUUCGUUAACGAGAGAUUCAAAAAAAUUACCGAACCUGAUAUGGAAUUAACGACGCCAUCGUUGAAUUUAGAAUUACCCGGUUUGGAUUUGUUCCAGUUUCACACCACGUAAUAAUUUUUUUUUCUUAUAUACGUUUUUAUAAAAUUGUACAUUAAUUUAAGAAUAAUCAUUUGGAAAUUAAAAUUAGACUGAUUGAAUAA
This is a messenger RNA of Diorhabda sublineata, 1920 nucleotides long. RefSeq lists its product as uncharacterized. The transcript is spliced from 6 exons. Lineage: Eukaryota; Metazoa; Arthropoda; Insecta; Coleoptera; Chrysomelidae. The record is from RefSeq and is a predicted model, not a curated record. The coding region runs from base 155 to 1831 and encodes 558 amino acids.